Molecule: messenger RNA, 832 nt
Organism: Heterocephalus glaber (naked mole-rat)
Lineage: Eukaryota; Metazoa; Chordata; Mammalia; Rodentia; Bathyergidae
Source: RefSeq, a predicted model, not a curated record
AUGAAUCUUGUUUGCUUGAAGUCUGAACAAGUAGAUGGAACUCUUGGGGAAAAAAUCUUCAAAGUAAAGGUUCUGUCAGCUUUUAAGGAUAUACAAAAGGAGUUGCAGGAAGAUGCUCGGAUUCGAGCUGUACUCCAGGUCCUCUUUGUUCCCCUUCAAUCAAGAUGGACACUGCCUUUUUAUAAAGCCUUCAAGAACACUCUCAUCCAGUGGUGGCGAAUCCAUGGCACGCAUAUCACAGCCAGCUGUUUGCUAUCAUUGAAAGAUCUAAAAGGGAUGAGCAACUGUUCUGUGACACUCAUAUCCUCUGCAGCCAAAAUGGGAAGUACAAGACCUCCAGAUUUCUCUACAACCCCAAAGGUGAGAUCACAGUUCAAGACUGGAGACUGGCCAUCAGGAACCCAUUUCCACAACCUUAAGACACAACACUCUGGCCAGUCAGCUUACUACCCUGGACCCUAACUCUGUCAUCAAGAAAGAAGGACUCCUCUGCUUCUGCCAGUUUGUGUUUGAUACUUUGGACUGGGAUCACUAGGGUAGAAGCAUCAUCACAAGAACUGCUUUUACCUUCAGUGCCACCUGCCUCAUAAGCUACCUAGCAGGGAGGAGAAGAAAUUUCUUUUUUUCCCAUCCAUGUGACUAUGACAUCUAGAGCUCAGCUUAGUUGCCUGAAAAAGAGAAGAAAGAUAUUAGGCGAACAUCAUCACUGAAGAAGAGGAAAGGGUCUCCAUGGGCAGAGAUGCCAGUGUCUAUGGCUGCAACUGGGAACAUGAAAAUCAGCUGAGACCCCAGCCUAUCCUAAUUGCCAAGCAGAGAAGCCAGCAAAUUAACA